Acaulospora colombiana is the source of this 172-nucleotide messenger RNA. NCBI's taxonomy places the organism in Eukaryota, Fungi, Glomeromycota, Glomeromycetes, Diversisporales, Acaulosporaceae. The record is from the annotation of a GenBank genome assembly.
AUGGAGAGAACCUACAAAGGAGAUUCUUUGGGUGGUAAAUUUAAGCCACAAAAUUUUAUUAAAGUUGACCUCAACUACAUUCAAAUUCAACCCACGAAUCAAUUGAUUUCCUCGACGAAGGAGGCAAAAGUAGCAUUCCUACUUCGCUAUACGUCUCAGGCGAUUUCCAUUA